AUUUUCUGAUAUUGUUUGCCUGACGUUUGAUAGGACGAGAAUCUGAAAUCAAAUUUAAGAACCCUAACAAAACUUAUUCACCAUAAACCCUAGAAAUCCAAAAAUGGCGGCUUCACUAUUAAUUAAAACCCUAAGAUCAAUAAAGAACCCUAAUCUCACUAUACCUCUGAUUUGUUCUUCUACUCGCCAGCUCAGCUCCACCGCCACUGCUGAGCAAUCCGAUGAUUCGUCUUCCUCCUUUACCUUCUCCACCUCAUCCGAUGUAAAUAACGAUAAAAUCUACAUCAAGGGGCCUAAACAAGAGGCGUCGGCGUCUUCUGUGACGAUGCCCAUUACGUUCAUGACGGGGUCGAUUGUGGGAAAGAGGUUUUAUAAGAAAGUGAGUACGAGAGAGGCUGAUGAUGGGAAUGGAUGGACAGUGAUGCUUGAUUAUCGGACUCUGAAGACUCCAUCAAAGAGGCCUCUUAAGCUGCCAACUUUGGCAUUAGCCAAGGCCGUCGGUGCUGAGUGGGAAUAUCAGCAACUGGAUGGGAUUAGACCCUUCACCAUGCCACUCAUGAAACUUGCUUGUACCGCACUGGAGAGAGUUUCUCUUACUCGCCCAAAAAUUAUUGAUCAUUUGAUGAAGAAAUUUGAUCGAGAUUUUGUCUUUUGGCGCGCUCCUCAUGAUAAUGAUCGCACUAGUCCUGUUGACGAACGUCGGGUGGAGAAAAUUGAUCCUUUACUUAAUUGGCUAGAAUCAGAAUUUGGCUUUAAGCCUGUUGUGUUCUCAGGCAUUUUUGGUGGAAAGCAAGAGGAUGGUCUCAUAAAGGUUGUAGAGAACCUUUUGAAGAAAACAGAUGACUGUGAAUUGGCAGCAAUUGAUGCAAUUGCUGCAGCAGCACAUUCUUUAACAAUUGCUAUUGGGAUUUUUUGUGGAAAAUUGCAGCUUGAGGAAGCAAUUGAGUUGCUCAGACUUGAAGAAGAUUUACAGGUUGAUAGAUGGGGUCUGGCUGUGGCUCGGCGUGAUGUUGAUAUUGCUGAUCUCAGGGUGCAAAUCUCAUCAGCUGCUGUAUUCCUUGGUCUUUCUAGGAGGAUUUAAUUUCUAUACGUCCAUUACUCUGUUGAAUUAUUAUCCUUAGAGCUAGUGUUUGGCCACUAUUACUCCGUUGGACAUCUAGAACUUGGCAUAUAUUGCUUUGAAUUUUGUGAGAGUUUGCUGUGUGGCUGAUGGAAUAAUUGACUCUGGAGGUAGGCACAGAGAGAGAUGCCUUGUGCCAAAAAACAGAUAAUUCAUGCUAUAAGGUUGUGCUUUUCCUCAAGGCCAUAGGAAAAUAAACUCUAAUCUUUUUGUUCGGUUCAUGGGUGCACCUGCACCAGGUCAAGCACAAGUGAUGUGCGUUAACACCAUGAAUGCAAUUGGUGUUGCCUUGGAUUCUAAAUUCAGUGUAGGCAUUCUUCAGAAUGCCAAUGGUUAAUGCUAGGAGUAAUGGCUAUUUAAAAGCCUAAUGAGACCAGUGCAUGAUUGAAAAAUUGAAUCAAGUUUAAAAAUUAUAUUCUUUUGGCCUUCGAAUACUGAUGAUUAUGUUUGAUGUACAAUUUGAAAAAUGCAGUGCUUCAUUUUUAUC
Molecule: messenger RNA, 1607 nt
Organism: Mangifera indica (mango)
Lineage: Eukaryota; Viridiplantae; Streptophyta; Magnoliopsida; Sapindales; Anacardiaceae
Product: ATP synthase mitochondrial F1 complex assembly factor 2-like
Exons: 4
Coding region: 104-1081 (325 amino acids)
Biological process (GO): mitochondrial proton-transporting ATP synthase complex assembly
Cellular component (GO): mitochondrion
Source: RefSeq, a predicted model, not a curated record